Messenger RNA from Pocillopora damicornis (cauliflower coral), 2075 nucleotides. Its product is annotated as U4/U6 small nuclear ribonucleoprotein Prp4. Gene Ontology annotation, molecular function: protein binding; U4 snRNA binding; U6 snRNA binding. Lineage: Eukaryota; Metazoa; Cnidaria; Anthozoa; Scleractinia; Pocilloporidae. Gene Ontology annotation, biological process: mRNA splicing, via spliceosome. Gene Ontology annotation, cellular component: U4/U6 x U5 tri-snRNP complex. The record is from RefSeq and is a predicted model, not a curated record.
AUUACCCUCGUGCUGCAAAUCAAAAUUAUGACAAUUUGCUUGUGAAAACCAACCAUGUCAGACGACGAAGAUUUGGCCCCAGCGGUCAAAAAACAAAGGAUUCACUUUGGAAGCCUUGAAACUGUAGAAAGAGAACGUCUGGUCACUGGAUCGUCCAACGAUAAUGAUGAUGAUAGAAAAGAUGAUGACGAUCAAGAAGCCGAGGGUGAGGACAACGAAGUGUCCGCGGCUGUCUUAGCUGGAAUUCGAGCGGGAAAUAUAAAUAUUUCCGAAGGAGAAUACCUUGAGCUGUCAGAAGACCAGACCAGUGAGAGACAUCAGGAACUUUUGGCAGAAUUUGAGAGAAGAAAAAAGGCACGGGCAAUAACUGUACCAACAGAUGAUGCUUCAGUUAAGGCAAGACUCCGAGAAAUUGGAGAACCAAUAACUUUGUUUGGAGAAGGUCCUCCAGAGAGAAGAGACAGAUUGAGAAUCCUUUUGUCUGAACUUGGUGAAGAUGUAUCCUUUGGAAAUAAGGAAGUUGCAGAGAAGUCAAAACAGGAACCAGAAGUUCAGGAAGAAGUCUGGUAUCAUGAAGGAGAUCCUGAACUCAAAAUAGCUCGAUUAUGGAUGGCUAAAUACUCUUUACCUCGGGCUUGUGAAAGAUUAAAGCAAAUGCGUAUCAAGCAAGCUAGACCUGAUCCAGAAAAGGCUGCCAAGACACAGGAGUUACAUCGGAAGCUGCGGGGUCUGAACAACUUUUGUAGUCAGAUUGGUGAUGAUAGACCACUGUCUUACUGCCAGUUCUCCCCAGACUCAUCCAUGCUAGCCACUGCAUCAUGGAGUGGCUUGUGUAAGCUGUGGUCAGUUCCUGACUGUGAACCAAUAGCAGUUUUGCGAGGUCAUAAUGAGCGUGUUGGCUCCAUUGUGUUCCAUCCCCAAGCUACACUGUCAUUGGAUGAAUCAGGACCUUGCAUGGCAUCCUGUGAUGCAGAUGGUGUUGUGCUUUUGUGGUCACUGAACAUGGACACACCACUUGCAAACAUUGAGGGACACGAGAAGCGUGUGUCCCAUGUGGCUUACCAUCCAUCAGGACGCUUUCUUGCAUCUUGUUGUUUUGAUCACUCCUGGAGGUUAUGGGAUUUGGAACAGCUAAAAGAGGUUCUCCAUCAGGAGGGUCACUCUAGAGAGGUGUACAGUAUUGCAUUUCAGGUUGAUGGCUCACUUGCAGCCACAUGUGGCCUCGAUGCGCGGGGCCUGGUAUGGGACCUUAGAACAGGUCAGUGUAUUAUGGGAUUGGAUGGACAUCUGAAAAAAGUGCUAGGAAUAGACUUUGCACCUGACGGAUAUCGUGUAGCUACUGGAAGUGAAGAUCAGAAAAUUAUGAUUUGGGACUUAAGGAAGAGGCAGUGUGUGUACACUAUUCCUGCUCACACCAACCUUAUAUCACACGUCAAGUUUCAAGAAGACUUCUUGGUCUCGGCAUCCUACGACAAAACAGUAAAGGUUUGGUCCCACCCUGGCUGGUCGCCUCUCAAGACCCUGACAGGUCAUGAACAGAAAAUAAGCUGUGUCGAUGUUUCACCAGAUGGUCAGUACGUUGUGUCCAGCUCCUUCGAUCGCACAUUCAAGCUGUGGACGUCCGAUUGAUCUCCGACAGAGCGAAUCUGAUAGACCUUGUUAGUAAUUCCAGUGAAAAUUGUCAGAUUAUCCGAAAAGAUAUUGGUCCCAACUUAUUCACAUACAUACGGUGACCCACAACUGUCACGGCAAAAGAAAUAACCUCGCGGCAAAAGAAAUAGCCUCGCGGCUAAAGAAAGACUCACGGCAAAAGGAAGAACCUCUCGGCAAAAAGGAAAAGACUCACGGCAAAAGAAAAAACCUCACGGCAAAAAGAAAAGACUCACUCGAAAGAAAUAACAAGGUGAUUUCUCUAGCCGUGAGUUGUUAACUUUUGCUGUGAGGUUAUUCUUUUUACCGUGAGUACAUACAUGUUACUAGUCCAAACCUCUGUGCGGGAUCACUGAUACAUAGCAAAUGUCAUUUGUAUAUAUAUACUUUAAAAUUGCAUCGAUUAAAGUGUUUUUGAAAUUUAA